Messenger RNA from Zootermopsis nevadensis, 580 nucleotides. Lineage: Eukaryota; Metazoa; Arthropoda; Insecta; Blattodea; Termopsidae. The record is from RefSeq and is a predicted model, not a curated record.
UCCUUGCUUGUCAGUAUUUGUUAAGUAAAUAUAUCGAAUGAAUCAAAUCAUAAAAAUUGAUUUUUUUUCCCUGCACAGUGAAAGACGACGAGAAAAUUCAACUGGUGUCGUGAAGGUUUCUGACAAUGUCCUUGACAUUACGUACCCAAAUCGCAAUGAAUGGUCGUCAGCGUAUUACGUAGCUGCCACAGAUUACGAUCAAUACUCGAUAGUCGUUGGCUGCCCAGAGAUAACAGGCACAGAACCCAAUGUGUAUGUUAUGUUCCGGAGUAAAAAUCCAAACGAAUUAGCAAGAAAAGCGGCUGAGGAUUCGUUGAAGACCUACAAUUUGGACAUCAAAGAUUUCUACAAGGAAUGUUAACAGCUCGGCGAGCGGGCACUCGGCACAGAUGGGUCUUAAAUAGCACGACGUAGAAAUGACUUUGUAGAACAGCACAAUGGAGACUUAUCCUUAUCGAACGCUGCAAUGAGAAAAUGACUAAAUGGGCAUAUUCUUUGGCGUAGCCAGUCGUAUUUACACAUGUAUUCACUGUUUUGAUCUACUGUAAAAUAAAUAAAAUUUACAAUUCUGAAAUUCGCA